CGCGCUGGAACUUCUAGCGGACAGGACGACUGAUCUAUCCAGCGUGUAGUGGGAUGAAACAGCAAACCACUGCUCUCUGAAGGUCGAUGUUUACUUCAUUUAUUCAUGUUUGAUUCCUAUAUCGUAAUAAAUCCUGAUGGCAGAAGCCCGGCGUGAGGAAGAGGAGGAGGAGGAGCGCAAAGAGCUGCGGGACAGAACCCCAACAACAGAUUGUCCUGAAAGAACCAAGCCGGAUCAUUUGCAGUGCAGUCAAGGACCUCUGUCUUCUAUACGAGCUGCUAUCAAACGAACAAGAACAAACUCUCAGAGUGACAAUACCAGAGACAGAAGGCGACCAGAGAUCACCAUCGUCUCAGCAGAACCUCUGGCCAGCAACAGCUGGUUCUCAGGAAAAUCUGUGGUUUUCCCUCCUCCUCAGUCUGGCUGGUCUGCAGGCAUCCCAGCUGUCUCCCAGCCCCCACCAUCCUAUGACCAGGUGAUUAAAGAGAAGAACCAGGAGGAACAUAUUGUAAAGCCCACUGCAGCCCCACGCCGGACCUCCUGCACCACCACCAGCGCCACCCAGACCGACCCCGUGAGGGAAAACGGCUCCACCACCGUCCCACAAUGCACUGCAACUCCACCGUUAGCUGAGAAAAGAUCUGCUGGUAAAAAGCCACAGAAACCACCGAGACCCUCAUUACCAAAACCAGCAAACAGAAAACCUGAAACAGAACAGAAGGUUGCAGCAAACACUGAGGGCCAAAGUGAAAUAAAGUCCGAUGUAAAGCCACUUGAAAAAGCAGAAUCCACUCAUACAUGCACCAGAUCUGUCACUGUACACUGGAAUAUUCCUACAAAUCCUCUUUGUGUCACUGUUGUUGAAACUACUCCUUCUACAAACUCAGAACACAGUCAACCGCCCGUUCCACGUCCUCGAACAAAAUCCCGAAAGCAGGCAGUCGAAGAGGAGGCCCCGGUCCAGACUUUGGUGAAGCUUGGUGAAAACUUUGCCAACAUUCAAUCUGAUCCCCAAGAGACCUCCUCCUAUAAAUAUUUAAAGGAGUUAUUGGAGGUCUUUAGUGCAGAUUUCGAGUGUGAGGAGAACCAGUCGGACGAGCCCUCUUAUGGUGAAGAUGCUGCUGGCGAGAUGAGCACCAACCACAGUCAGCGUAACAUCCGGGCCAGGAUCCAGGCCUUUGAGAGCCAGGCCGAGGAAGGAAAUGUGUCCGAACCAGUCAAACCAGAGCCUUGGCCCAGGAAGAGCACCAGAAAACCCCCAGUAGCUGCUAAACCUUCUGUGGCUCUUAAACCUCAGUUUAGUGAGAUUAUAGAAGAUGAUAAUCAAAACGUAUCAUCCGUUCACACCCCUGAAAACCCCACACAAGCCCCCAGACCUCAGCCCCCUAAGAAACCGGCGGGACUGUCCAUAAAGGAGGAGCUGGAGACGAUCCACAGCAGGGGGGCCCUUCCUCAGAGAUCACGUCCUUCUGUUCUGACCAGAGCCAACAGCAUCCACGAUGAAGAGCCGUCACCACUUCCACCUGUACCGCCAGCGAAGCCUUUCAAGGAGCCACUGAAACCCAACCUGAACAUAAACAACCACAACUCAUCGUCUAUGUCCAGAGAGAACGAGUACGUGGACAGUCCAUCGAAUCACGUCCCGAUAAAACCUCAGCACAGUGUGGACAGCAAUGGAGGCUCCUUCAGCAGACCAAGUCUAGCAAAAAGACCAACCACCAUCAGGGUCCCCAGCAAAACCGGUUCAAUGUCAGAUAAUUUCCAGGACGGCCCUCCUCCUCCUCUCCCGGCUCAGAAGCCCGUCGGCUCCCUAAACACCUCAGUGAAGCACAAACAAAGCCUGACAUCCAGCCUCUCCCUCCAGGAAUCUUUCAGCACUGGGCCGGAGCCAUCGCUGCCAUCGCUACCACCGCGGAAGCCCAGUGUGAAAAAAGCCCUCCCACCUCGCCCACCUCCAGCCAAAACAGGGCCUGGUCGAUCUCUCUCAGCGUCAUGGGAGGCGUCACCCAAACCCCAUGCACAGAAGCCCCACAGGAAGCAACCCGUUCUGCCUCCGAGGCCCAAACCAGGCCACCGGCUCUACAACAACUACACUCUUCCGCUUCCUCAUGGGGUUGCCGCCUUUGACUUCAACGGGAGUACCACAGGAGAACUGUCAUUUCAGAAAAAUGAAGUGCUUCUGCUGCUGGAGCAGACGGAUCGCGAUGAGUUCGAGUGCCAGAUCGGAGACAUCCGAGGCCGAGUGCACAAGUCUCGCAUGAAGAUCAUAACUCCUCUCGGCUCAGACAUGUCUCCAGCACAGGGGGCUGGUCCAGCUGCUGCAGGUGGAGAUGAUUAUGGGAUAAAGGUGCAGGCUGUACAUGACUUCACUCCAGAGGGUCCAGGAGAGCUGGUUCUGAGAGCAGGAGACGUAGUGACCAUGGUGGAGCAGGUGGACAGCGAGUGGUACAGAGGAACCUGCAGGGGAUCUACUGGUUUCUUCCCCAUCAAUUAUGUCAAAAUCCUAUCAAAUUCACCAAAGCCGUUCCCUGAAAGGAAACCAAAGCCCCCAUCUACAUCAGUCAGCGGUCCGAGGUGUGUGGCACGAUUCGACUUUGAGGGCGAGCACAGCGACGAGCUGUCGUUUACUGAGGGGGACGUAAUCCAGCUGAAGGAGUACGUGGGGCAGGACUGGGCACGAGGGCAGGUCGGCGCCAUCACCGGCAUCUUCCCCCUGAACUUUGUGGAGGUCGUUGAAGAUCUGCCUCCACCCCCGAGUCAGCUGCAGUCUGCUAUGAUAGCCCUGCCUGGAAUGGCCGCUGCUACUCCCAGUACACAUACUCAAGCUGCCAAACCUGCUCAGUCCGGUGUGGAGUGGGUGGUGGCUCUGUACGACUAUGCAGGAAACUCAGAGGACGACCUGUCCUUCCAGCAGGGCGACUGUAUCCUGAUCACCCAGCACAUCAACGCCGAGUGGAGCUGUGGGAGGCUCAGCGGCAGAGAGGGGUUGCUCCCCAGAGCUUUUGUCGAGGCCACCACAGACCAGCAGUCUUCUGAUAACCACCAGAAUGGAGCUGCUGAAGGGCCGAGAGCCAGAGCUCUGUACAACUUCACAUCGAACUGUGAUGAGGAGCUCUCACUGCAGGUUGGGGACGUCGUCACCAAUCUAGAGUCUGUUGAUGAAGAAUGGUUUUUGGGGGAUUUAAGAGGAAGACGAGCACUAGUCCCUAAAAACUACGUGCAAGUACUGUGAUAGAUUCACAUGGCCUAUGUUUUUUUUUUUUUUUUUAAAAAAGGGACACAGAUGGAUGAGCUAAACUGGGAUCUUGGGUUGUUUUCAGCAGCUGAAGCCUGUAUUUAACUGCCUUUGACGCAGUGCAUCUUUUCUCUUAUGCAGCAUUGAUAGUGUUUACUGAAUAAUUUAUACCAAUAAAUAUUAAAUAUGG
This is a messenger RNA of Acanthochromis polyacanthus (spiny chromis), 3425 nucleotides long. RefSeq names its product SH3 domain containing 19 (gene sh3d19). The record is from RefSeq and is a predicted model, not a curated record. Lineage: Eukaryota; Metazoa; Chordata; Actinopteri; Pomacentridae. The coding region runs from base 137 to 3232 and encodes 1031 amino acids. The transcript is spliced from 21 exons. Gene Ontology annotation, molecular function: protein binding. Gene Ontology annotation, biological process: protein transport to vacuole involved in ubiquitin-dependent protein catabolic process via the multivesicular body sorting pathway. Gene Ontology annotation, cellular component: ESCRT-0 complex.